CACAAACACUCAGCCCGCAACGCAAUGUCUUCGCCAGCACCCAGGCGCUCGCAGCGCGCUUCCCAGUCGGCUACUCCCAGGCGGAGCACCCGCAACUCGCAAAUUCCUGAAACCAGCCCGUCCGCUGCUGCUCAGCCGCAGAUUUCGACACCCUCAUCGAGGCUCCAGCACCAGAAUGUCCCGGCUUCUUCGCCGCUUUUCUUUCAGUCGUCCCCUGCUAAUGGCGCGGGCCCUUCUAAUGGCGCCGAUGCUCAUACGCCCGGCAGAGAGCCGCUGAAUGAUGUCGACGGCGACAGGACUCCGAGAGCUUCGGCUAUGAACGCUGCUGAAUCUUCUCCCAUCCGCUACGCUUCUAGUUCUAGCCCUGGGCGCCGUGAACCCCGGAGUAGUAGCAGUGCCCUCUUUGUCGGAGCACCGAGUAGUGCCCGCAACCGCCGCAGCGACAUAAACUCCGAUGCGUUCGGCACCUCGAGCGCUCGUGGCCGGAGGCUUUUUGUGGACGAGAAUGGCAACACCGUUGGUUCGGGCACUCCUUCUGACGUCGCGACCUUCUCGAACCUUGACCCGCAAACCUCGGAUGCCGAGAUCAUGGGCGGCGACUCGACUAGAGUCAUUUGGGGUACCAAUGUCUCUAUUCUGGACUCGAUGAACGCUAUGAAGGACUUCCUCUUCAACUUCCAGAAGAAAUACCGCAUGAUCCAGGACGGCGACUUGCAAGAGGGAACAAACUUGCCGCAAGACCACCCCGGCAGCAUAAAAGAGUACACGGAGCUGAUGCGGACGAUGCUUGACCUGGGUGUUACCGCACUCAACCUCGACGCGCGGAACCUCAAGGCCUACCCUCCGUCUAGGAAACUCUGGCACCAGCUGCAGGCGUUCCCGAACGAAAUCAUCCCGCUCAUGGAUGUGGCAGUCAAGGACGUCAUGGCCGAGUUGGCAGAGAAGCGCAUGAACGAGCUGCGACAACAGGUGCAGCAGCAAGGCCAAAGGCCGCCGAGGACUAGAGACUCUAGCUCCUUGCCUCCGGCGCCGAGCUCCGAUAUGGAUGCCCCAACGCCUCAGGUUGAUGCUGGUGCCGCUGCUGGUGCCGCUGCAGAUAUUCCGGACCUCCUUCGAGAAGUCGAAAGCAAAAUAUACAGAGUCAGACCGUUUGGUCUGGACAAGACGGUUAAUCUGCGCGAGUUGAACCCCGGUGAUAUGGACAAGCUGGUCUCGAUCCGUGGCAUGGUGUUGCGCACGACGAGUGUCAUACCCGACAUGCGGGAUGCGUUCUUCCGCUGCUCCGUCUGCAAUCAUACUGUUAAGGUUGAUAUUGACCGUGGCAAGAUUGCUGAGCCGACCGAGUGCCCGAGGCCGGUGUGCAAGUCGCCGAAUUCGAUGCAGAUUGUGCACAACAGGUCUGGCUUCUCGGACAAGCAGGUCAUCAAGCUUCAGGAGACUCCUGAUAUGGUGCCAGACGGGCAGACUCCUCAUUCGGUCUCCCUGUGUGCAUACGAUGAACUCGUCGACGUGUGUAAAGCUGGUGAUCGCGUCGAAAUUACAGGCAUUUUCAAAUGUAAUCAGGUCCGCGUUAACCCCAGACAGCGCACAGUCAAGAAUAUCUUCAAGACCUAUGUCGAUGCCCUGCACAUCCAGAAAGUGGACAAGCGCAGGAUGGGUAUCGACACCAGCACGAUUGAAGAAGAGCUCUCUGAGCGGGUCGUCGGUGAUAUUGAGGAGACGCGCAAGGUCACCGAAGAGGAGGAAGCCAAGAUCAAGGAGGUUGCAGCUCGUCCCGAUGUCUACGAUCUCUUGUCCCGUUCCCUGGCGCCCAGCAUCUAUGAGAUGGACGACGUCAAGAAGGGUAUCCUGCUACAGCUGUUUGGUGGCACUAACAAGUCGUUCGAAAAGGGUGGCAGCCCUAAGUACCGUGGCGAUAUCAACAUUCUUCUCUGCGGUGACCCAUCCACAAGCAAGUCGCAACUGCUGCAGUAUGUGCAUAAACUGGCACCCAGAGGAAUUUACACCAGCGGCAAAGGCAGUUCAGCUGUUGGUUUGACUGCCUCAGUUGUUCGCGACCCAGAGACUCGCCAGCUGGUCCUUGAAUCUGGUGCUCUUGUUCUGUCUGACGGGGGUGUGUGCUGCAUCGACGAAUUUGACAAGAUGAACGACUCCACUCGCUCUGUCCUACACGAAGUCAUGGAACAACAAACCGUCUCCAUUGCCAAGGCCGGCAUCAUCACGACUCUUAAUGCCCGUACCUCCAUCCUCGCCUCCGCCAACCCUAUCGGCUCCAAAUACAACCCCAAUCUCCCUGUCCCGCAGAACAUCGACUUGCCCCCAACGCUUCUCUCUCGUUUCGAUCUCGUCUACUUGGUCCUUGACCGCAUUGACGAACAGAAUGACCGCCGUCUGGCCCGUCAUUUGGUCAGCAUGUACCUGGAAGACAAUCCUGACAAUGCUAGCACCAACGAAGUACUACCAGUCGAGUUUCUCACCGCUUAUAUAAGCUACGCACGCGCAAACGUGCAACCACGCCUCAGCCAACCUGCUUCGGAGGCGCUAGUAAACGCGUACGUCGCUAUGCGCAAGCUGGGCGAGGACGUGCGCGCGGCAGAGCGCCGCAUCACAGCGACGACGCGUCAACUGGAAUCGAUGAUCCGGCUGGCGGAAGCACACGCAAAGAUGCGGCUGAGCGAGACAGUCGAGGCGAGCGAUGUCGAAGAGGCGGUGCGCCUGAUCAAGUCGGCGCUGAAGCAGGCGGCGACGGAUGCGCGGACGGGACUGAUCGACAUGGCGUUGUUGACGGAGGGGACGAGCGCGAGCGAGCGCCGCCGGAAGGAAGACUUGAAGAACGCGGUGUUGAGCACGUUGGAUGAGAUGACGAGGGCGGGCGGCGCGGUCAGGAUCGCGGAUGUGGUGAGGAGGGUUGGUGAGGGCGCGAGUAUUCAGGUUGAGGGCCAGGAGGUUACGGAGGCGUUGAGGGCGCUGGAGGCAGAGGGCAAGGUCAUGCUUUCUGGUGAGGGUGCGAGAAGGAGUGUUCGGAGGGUUACGGGAGUGGCGUAGGCUGUGUGAGAGCUGAGUUGUGUUGGGGUGGAGAUGAGAUGGAGAUAAAAUGGCUAAAGUCAGGGGACUGGAUACACGAAGAAAAGAUAGCAUGGGUGGUGGGACGGUUGGGUUUGAAGGCUUUCGGCCUGGGUGGCUGGCUGCCUGGUUGGCUUUUGUAUGGCUGGUUGCUUGCUAUGACAUAGUAGGGUAGGGCAUGAUAUCCGUUGCAAUGAAACGCGUUUACGAAGGGC
Messenger RNA from Aplosporella prunicola CBS 121167, 3278 nucleotides. RefSeq lists its product as uncharacterized. The transcript has 8 exons. NCBI's taxonomy places the organism in Eukaryota, Fungi, Ascomycota, Dothideomycetes, Botryosphaeriales, Aplosporellaceae. The coding region runs from base 25 to 3045 and encodes 1006 amino acids. Gene Ontology annotation, biological process: double-strand break repair via break-induced replication; mitotic DNA replication initiation; DNA strand elongation involved in DNA replication. The record is from RefSeq and is a predicted model, not a curated record. Gene Ontology annotation, molecular function: single-stranded DNA binding; ATP binding; single-stranded DNA helicase activity. Gene Ontology annotation, cellular component: nucleus; MCM complex.